This is a messenger RNA of Fonsecaea monophora, 1731 nucleotides long. RefSeq lists its product as hypothetical. Bases 1 to 1731 code for a protein of 576 amino acids. The transcript has 5 exons. Gene Ontology annotation, molecular function: lysine-tRNA ligase activity; tRNA binding; ATP binding. The record is from RefSeq and is a predicted model, not a curated record. Gene Ontology annotation, biological process: mitochondrial lysyl-tRNA aminoacylation. NCBI's taxonomy places the organism in Eukaryota, Fungi, Ascomycota, Eurotiomycetes, Chaetothyriales, Herpotrichiellaceae. Gene Ontology annotation, cellular component: cytoplasm; mitochondrion.
AUGGCGUUCGACUCGUCGGCCAACAAGAGGAAGAAGAACCGCUGCGAUGUUCCUGAAGCUGCCACUGGGGAUUCCCUCUCAACCACAUUCCUCCUCAGAAGUGCGCGUCUGCAGACACCGCCAUGGAUCUCGCGAGCAUACUUCUCGACGGGAGCAUCGAACCUAAGCACCCGCGGCGCCUCGAAACUGGGAAGCCAGCAUGCGACCAAAGAGGUAGAAGAGCGGCUGCAAGAACUCCAGAGUUCUACCAUCACACUCUACCCGCGGUAUCAACAUACUCCUCAGGCGCGAAGCUUGCGAACACUGCAGGAGUACGUGGAUACCAAUGCUGGGGAUGAUGUGUCUGGGAGAGUGACCUCCAUCCGGCUGAGCGGUUCGAAAUUGGCAUUCGUUGAUAUCACCGAGGAUCAGACCAAGCUACAAGUCAUGAUGUCUCACUCAUCACUCGAAGACACCGGCAUAACCUUGACCGACUUCAAGUAUUUUUGCCGGCUGUUAAGAAGAGGUGACUAUAUUUUUGAGCAUCGAGGGCUCGCAACGACGGAACUUGCAGAGUCUAACUUUCAACCUCGACAUGUGGAAAUGCAGACGGAUCCCGAGAUAAUAGAGACCAUGAAGGCCCGAGCUACACUCAUACGGACAAUGAGACAGUUCUUUGAGUCACGGGAAUUUGUUGAAGUGUCCACUCCUAUUCUGUCCGCCGCCGCGGGUGGUGCAACAGCGAAACCAUUUGAGACCAAGGCAAUGGAGUUUCCUCACCGGAAAUUGAGCCUGCGGAUUGCUCCAGAGCUCUGGUUGAAAAGGCUCAUUGUCGGUGGGCUGGAUAAGGUUUUUGAGAUUGGACCUUCUUUUCGAAACGAAGGCCUCGACAAGACACACAAUCCCGAGUUCACGACCUGCGAGUUCUACGCCGUCCGCCAUGAUCUGCGCCAACUGAUGGACAUGACCAUGCGGCUCGUGAUUGACAUUCACCAGGCUAUCAGCGCUCUUCCCUAUCGAUUUGCGAAUGUACCCGCACACCUCCUCGAUUCUAUUUGUGGUCCUUACGAGGAGCUUGACUUCAUCCCUUCUCUCAACUCUGCCCUGGGGACCGAUCUUCCCAAUCUGUCCUCGCCGUCGGCUUACUCUGAGCUCCUUGAACUUUUUCGUUCUCGCAGUCUGCCCCUUCCCAGCAAUCCCACCGUCCCUCGACUUGUCGACAAGCUUUCAUCACUGUACCUCGAGCCGAACUCCUUACGGAAACCACUCUGGAUCACAAAUAUCCCCGAGUGCCUGUCACCUUUGGCGAAAUCUUACAUCCAUCCCACUGCACCCAAUGAUCAACCCGUUGCUGCACGCGCAGAGUUGUUCAUGGCAGGCAAGGAAGUCGUGAACUGUUACGAGGAAGAAAAUUCGCCUUUUGAGCAAAGGAGAAAGUUCAUGGAACAACAGAAAUAUGGCAGCCUUAAAUCCCGCCCACAAGCGAAAUCAAUCGAGAACGGAAUAACACCAGAUGAAAAUUUGGAAGGUGACGAAGAGGCGAUGAAAGUUGAUGAAGACUACCUACGGGCGCUGGAAUGGGGACUUCCGCCCACGGGUGGAUGGGGGUGUGGGAUUGAUAGGUUGGUGAUGCUUUUCACGGGAAAAGAGAGGAUCGGAGAUGUUCUCAGCUUUGGCAAUCUGAGGGCCGUCACAAGGAGCACAGAAGGGGACAGCAACACGGCAGUCGGAGGAAGCAAGUCUGAUCAAUGA